Molecule: messenger RNA, 1514 nt
Organism: Nelumbo nucifera (sacred lotus)
Lineage: Eukaryota; Viridiplantae; Streptophyta; Magnoliopsida; Proteales; Nelumbonaceae
Product: cinnamyl alcohol dehydrogenase 1
Molecular function (GO): zinc ion binding; oxidoreductase activity, acting on the CH-OH group of donors, NAD or NADP as acceptor
Source: RefSeq, a predicted model, not a curated record
AUCCUUAUAAAUUAGGGGAUUCCUCCGGCUCGUCUCCCCGUCCUGCAUCCUUCCGAGUUCCGAAUCUCCAAUAAACAGGAGCGGUAGAACUCGAAACCUUUUCCCUCCCUCUCUCUCUCUCAUCACAAAAAUGGGUAGUCUGGAAAAGGAGAGAACUACGGUGGGUUGGGCAGCAAGAGACCCAACAGGGUUCCUAUCGCCUUACACUUACGGUCUAAGAAACACAGGUCCGGAGGAUGUGUUCAUCAAGGUGCUAUGUUGUGGCAUAUGUCAUACCGAUCUCCACCAACUCAAGAAUGACCUCGGAAUGUCCAACUACCCCAUGGUUCCUGGGCAUGAAGUCGUGGGUGAAGUGGUGGAGGUUGGGUCUGGUGUGACCAAGCUCAAAGCCGGUGAUCGCGUCGGAGUUGGCGUCAUAGUUGGGUGUUGCAGAGAGUGCUCUCCUUGUAAAUCGAACAUCGAGCAGUACUGUAACAAGAGGAUUUGGUCCUAUAAUGAUGUCCACCCCGAUGGUAAACCCACCCAAGGAGGGUUCGCUGGCGCCAUGGUCGUUGAUCAAAAAUUCGUGGUGAAAAUACCAGAUGGAUUGGCACCAGAACAAGCGGCCCCGCUACUAUGCGCUGGGUUGACAGUGUAUAGCCCGUUGAGCCAUUUUGGAUUCAAGAAGAGUGGGCUGAGAGGAGGAAUUCUGGGUCUCGGGGGGGUUGGACACAUGGGUGUGAAGAUUGCCAAGGCGAUGGGUCACCAUGUCACUGUGAUUAGCUCCUCCGACAAGAAGAGAGAGGAAGCGUUGGAGCAUCUGGGUGCCGAUGCCUACCUCGUAAGCUCUGAUGCUGAAGCGAUGCAAAAGGCCGCUGAUAGCCUUGACUACAUCAUCAACACUGUCCCUGUUUUUCAUCCUCUCGAACCUUACCUCUCUCUCUUGAAGGUUGAUGGAAAGUUGAUCUUGCUCGGCGUCAUUGCAAAUCCUCUGCAAUUCGUUACUCCCGUGGUGAUACUAGGGAGGAAGACGAUCGCGGGGAGCUUCAUAGGCAGCAUGCAAGAAACAGAAGAGAUGCUCGAAUUCUGCAAGGAGAAGGGGCUGACUUCGCAGAUCGAAGUGGUGAAGAUGGAUUAUGUAAAUACAGCCUUGGAAAGGUUGGAAAAAAACGAUGUGAGAUACAGGUUCGUGGUGGAUGUGGCCGGGAGCAAGCUUGAUCAGUAACGAUACUACAGUCAACAAUUGCCAGUGUUAUUGCUUCUUUUACAUCACUUCGUCCUCACGCAUUCUUCUUCUUCUUCUUAAUGCUGAUUUUUAUUGUGAAGUUGUGGUUCUCUCUCUCUCUCGCUAGUGUUUGAGAUUUUUUCUGGAGAUUCUGAAUAAUAUCAUGUAAUAAGAAUGUGUUAUGUAGUGACAGUUAGCCAGGGGAUUUGUACUUUUUCUUUUUUCUUAACGAUGGAAUUAUGGAAUCAGGAAAUAAAGGUUUUCCAGGGGAUUUGUACUCACAAAUAAUGUGAAAUGUUAGUUCUGUGAA